This is a messenger RNA of Parnassius apollo (apollo), 522 nucleotides long. The record is from the annotation of a GenBank genome assembly. NCBI's taxonomy places the organism in Eukaryota, Metazoa, Arthropoda, Insecta, Lepidoptera, Papilionidae.
AUGGCAUUGAGGCGAUUUAUCGCCAGAAGAGGAAAACCAGCCGUUAUAUACAGCGAUAACGGGAUGAAUUUCAAAGCUGCACAUAAAGAAUUAUUGAAAGCAUGCGAAGAAUGCUAUGAGGGCAUGAAAAAUGAGUCAUUUAAAAAAUAUAUUAAAUGGAAAUUUAUACCUCCGGGAGCGCCGCACAUGGGUGGCGCCUGGGAGAGGUUAGUAAGAUCGAUUAAAAUUGCGUUGACCGCUACGCUCAAAGAAAGGAGCCCGCGAGAGGAGGUUCUGCAUACGUUGCUUUUAGAAGCAGAGCAUACUGUAAAUUCCAGACCUCUGGUAACAUUCAGUAUGGAUAGUCCUGAAGAGGGUUUGACACCCAAUCAUUUUCUUCUGGGACGCUCAUGUGGUGAUCGACCACCUGGAUUAUAUUUAGAGCAACAUCUGACGGGUCAACUCAAUUGGAAAUCUGCACAGAGGUUAGCGGACAAGAUGGCUAAAAGAAUACAUGCCUACUUUAAUACCUCGAACAGGUAA